This is a messenger RNA of Haliotis rufescens (red abalone), 1106 nucleotides long. RefSeq lists its product as uncharacterized. The record is from RefSeq and is a predicted model, not a curated record. The transcript has 5 exons. Bases 90 to 689 code for a protein of 199 amino acids. NCBI's taxonomy places the organism in Eukaryota, Metazoa, Mollusca, Gastropoda, Lepetellida, Haliotidae.
AUCAAGUAGGCCUGACUACCAUUAGCAUUCAACAGCCACGGCAAUGUCUACAUUCCUGCCCUGAUUUGCAGACGGCCUACUGUUCUUUCAUGGUCGCCAUUAUGAAGCCGUGCAUCAUUCUGUUCGUUGCGUGGUUCACUUGUUUGGGUCAAGUAUUGGCUUCCCAUGACAACCGCUGUCACCACAAGAGAUUCCUCAGGUGCGCUACAGCCAUAUCUCACCUGCAGGUUCCCAUGAUCGAAUCCAAGAGCCCUGAAGACUUCAGUGACCCUCAGUCUGUUGUGAAGAAAUUCUGCAGGAAGGCCCACAGAAGCCUGAGCUGUGUGUACAACCAACUACCGGACUGUGAGGGUCACGUGAAGACUGACGGGGUAGAGGACAGAGCCGGGAUGCUGUCCUAUGUGUGUGGAGAAGGAAGGAAAGAUUUAAUUGCGGGGUCGUCCUGCUGGCUUAACAACAACGUUGCCUCCCGGAUACGCCACUGCAAGGCCAAACACGACGUCGACAACAUCGCCACCAGAGUGCAUGAUGGCAACAUCACCGACACGUAUGCGUACUGCGGCUCCCUCGACAGCUUCGUGUGGGCAUGCAUGGGAGACUGGACCAUUAAGAGAUGCCCUUACAACCUGGCCGCCUUCAUCAUCCGGGCACUUAACCCUGAGAGACUCUCCGCCCAGCUGAAGUGUUGACCGUUGUCUGUGACUGAUCGGGAGCUGUAGGUGGCUGUAGUAUUGCUACAUCCACAGUUGAUUCAUGUCACAGUAUCUGUGACGUCACUUGUUUGAUGACGUGGUGCCCUGGCCACUGUCAGUAGGGAACAGUUGUGAUGACAGAAGCAUAGGGUCAGAGCCAUGUCAUAACGCGACCUUAUCUCUACGACAAUACUCCCACACUUUAACAGGCUUACGAUAGUCGUAGUGAUAAGAUCGCUCUGUGAAAUGUGACCCGGGUUCCCGUUUUUAAAAACUCUACUGUCAUAACCUAGUUAUUCCACUCGCAUUUGGUCAUUGCUACUGCAGAACUUUAGUGCGUGCGUGCGUGCGUGCGUGUGUGUGUGUGUGUGUGUGUGUGUGUGUGCGCGUGCGUGCGUGUUUGUUAGUGUGUGU